AUGGCAUUUGGCAUCUUGGAAUGCCAUCGUAUGGAACUCGUGCCGGGAACGGUUCGAUUGACCACCUUCGCUCUCAGACUGCUCCGACUGACGCGACCUAGGCUCUCCUACGCGACAAUACCGACCUUCCGCAAGAUCUGGCGGGUGAGCCUUCUGAACGUCUCAAACACGGCACUGGCCGCUUCAGUCAUGUUGUGCUUGUUCCACAGCCGUCCGACUCACCAAACGACCCGCUCAAUUGGCCGACCUGGCAAAAGGACCUCAUACUGUUUCUUGUUGGUAUGAGCGCCGCAGUCGUGGGUGCUUACGGUCCUAUGCUAGGACCUGGGUUUGUUCCUAUCUCGAAAGAAUUGGGAAUCACCGUGGAAGUACUCUCACAAGCGACUGCUUGGCUGAUUUUGUGUCUGGGGCUCUGUGUGUUCAUCUUCAACCCUCUGGCCAAAAUCUAUGGCAAGCGACCGGUCUACGUAUUUGCCUCGCUUAUACUGGUGAUCGUCAGCAUUUGGGUAUGCUACAAACCUCUCAAGCGUUCUUAGUGAUACUGAUCCAGGCUAGGGCGCCGUUGCUGAUACCUACAGCAGCUUCCUCGGUAGCCGAGUGCUGGGGGGCAUCGGCAUGGCCCCCUACGAGGUGUUAGUACAGGCGACGAUCAGUGAUCUUUAUUUCGUCCACGAGGUACGUAGUUCACAUUCCUCUUGAACAGCCGUGCACUGCUGAUUUCAGGAAAGCGAGGUACUCGCCUUGCAGUCUGGAACCUUUUCCUAUUAUGCGGUAUCGCAGGCGCCUCAUUCAUAUCUGGUUACAUAAUCGAAGAUCUCGGCUACAAAUGGACGUUCGGUAUAUGCUCCAUUCUGUUCGGAACCCUUGGCAUUGGAAUCCUGUUCUUCGUGCCGGAGACUACGUACAUCAGAGGCACAGCGCCCACCCAUGUUUUAGCCAAAACAGGCAGUGACGACCAAGAUCAUGUCUCAGAGAAGGGAAAACACCUUGAGAAGGGCAUGCACGUGGAGUAUCACGAGACACCGAGCGUCCUUACAGGCAAUGGUUCUACCAGCAGCGGAGCUAUGGAGCCGAAGAUUUCAUACUGGCGAACACUCACUUUAUAUACUGGGCGUUACACAGAUGCGCCACUUUGGAAGAUCUUUGCGCGUCCAUUCAUCGUGUUUGUAAGUUACGCGCCAUACAUAAGUCCAGCUGCCUUCAUUGCUAAUCCUAUUCUAGUUUUACCCGUGCGUACUCUGGGGCUUCCUCGUGUACGGUACCACUUUGACUUGGAUAGUGUAAGUGCCCAAUGAAGUGCUUCAAAGCUUGUUGCUAACCUAUACACAGUGUGUUCAGCGUUGUGAACGGAGUCAUCUUUGUCGCUCCGCCGUACAACUUCUCCGUCUCUCAGACUGGCCUCAUCGGCUUGAGCCCAUUCAUUCUCUGCAUCAUCGGCGAAGUCAUUAGCGGACCACUCAAUGACUGGAUAUGUCUGAGACUGGCAAGGCUCAAUCGUGGAAUCUACGAACCGGAGUUUCGACUUGUACUCAUGAUUGUCGUGGUCAUGCUGGGGACCGCCGGAUUCUAUGGCUUCGGAGCUACGAUACACUACCAAACUCACUGGUCUGGGCCCGUAUUGACGUUUGGACUGGCCAACAUGGCUCUCGCCUUCGCAAGUACUUGUGUGUUCGGAUAUGUUUUGGUAGGUAGCGGGACUUCCAGCUCCCCAACACUGAUGCUGAACUUGGUUCCAGGAUUGCUACCCAACACUUGCUGAAGAGGCUUUCGUCGCCAUCAAUGCCCGCAAUCUCCUGACAUUCGGACUGGUUUGUGUUUCAAAUCGAGGCCGUCAAAUGUCGGCUGACUUUAACACAGACAUACUUCGUCAAUUCGUGGCUUGCGCAAGCCGGUCCACUCGCCGUGUUCAACGUGCUGGGAAGUUGUUUCUUGGCAGUGUGCGCAUGUAAGAAUCAACACCUUCUGAGGCACAAACCGAAUGUUCUGCUGACUCGAGUCAAUGAUGUAGUGACCGUGCCCUUGUGGGUCUUUGGCAAAAAAAUUAGAUCGUGGGUCGCGAGCAAUGUCUGGUUAUCAGAAUUCAUGAGGGAUAUCUGA
Lecanosticta acicola is the source of this 2097-nucleotide messenger RNA. NCBI's taxonomy places the organism in Eukaryota, Fungi, Ascomycota, Dothideomycetes, Mycosphaerellales, Mycosphaerellaceae. The record is from the annotation of a GenBank genome assembly.